Messenger RNA from Polyodon spathula (Mississippi paddlefish), 5332 nucleotides. RefSeq names its product transcription factor E2F1-like. The record is from RefSeq and is a predicted model, not a curated record. The transcript is spliced from 7 exons. Gene Ontology annotation, molecular function: DNA-binding transcription factor activity, RNA polymerase II-specific; RNA polymerase II cis-regulatory region sequence-specific DNA binding; protein dimerization activity. Gene Ontology annotation, cellular component: Rb-E2F complex. The coding region runs from base 1384 to 2673 and encodes 429 amino acids. NCBI's taxonomy places the organism in Eukaryota, Metazoa, Chordata, Actinopteri, Acipenseriformes, Polyodontidae. Gene Ontology annotation, biological process: regulation of transcription by RNA polymerase II; G1/S transition of mitotic cell cycle.
ACCCCUGCGCUUGCCGGAUCAGCUGAUGCAGAAGAACAGCACAAUAACAACAACACAGCUGUGGAAGGGGCAAGGUGAUCGGCUCAAAAACAUAGAGGGUAGAAACUUUUAUUCCCUGGACAGGUACCCGCCCAGGAGAGCUCAGCCGGGGUUCCCGUUUGGCUUUUUCUCAGUCUUCCUGGAUUGAAUGCCUGACAAUGACAAAGUGGAUGCAGCCGGAAGCGAUCGGACGGAUCAAUAUUGUGGUGUAAACUCUACUUGAAUGUCCAGAUCACUUUUUUUUUUAUCCUUGUAUACAAUACUAUAAAUAUUAACCAUUUCUGUUAAAUAUAUGGUACUGUAUGGUUGCAGGAAUACUUUUCGCAUAAGUUUUUGGAGACAGGAAAUAAACCAAAAUGACUGAGAUAAAUUAACAAAGAAGCACCCUAAAUCUGAGCGAAGAACAAGCUCAUGUUCAUUAUGUAUUUUGUACAGUUUACUAGCGGUCUAAAUAUGGAGACAUAGUGAACCAGCACUAAGUAAAGCCAGGGGAGCUAACCUUAACAAUAUGAUUAUAAAGCAACACGAAAACUACUCUGCAAGUCGGACUGGUUUGAUCUCUCUGCAUGCUUGUGCAUUAACCUGUUCUGAACCGCUUCAGCAAAAGCAGCGAAUUGUGCAUCAGAAUUAAAAUGAUAUUUUCUGCUUAUACAAAUCGUAUUUCAUAACGCAGAGGCCGAUUUAGGCAAACGUAAACUGGUUUAGCAGAUUGAAAGACACUUUGUAGUAAUAUAUUAUGUGAGCGCUGGGAAUAAGAAACACACGAAUUAAUGUUAGUGAUACUAUUAAUAUUCGAAUCCCAAAAUGACCCGAGUUCCAUGGACUGGGAAAGUGAAACUAAUUUGCAGGCACUUGCACUGCUAAAUGAAGAAACAUUAAUCGCGUUUUGAACUUGCAAUACUUGACAUUAUAGGACCUGCGAGAAAUGUAAUCAUUGUUUUUGAGGGUUUUUUUCAGUCGGGAGGCAUUUGCAGUUAGCUGAUUUGCCAUUUGCUUUUGUAUUUUUAUAACCGCAGUCACAAUUUGCUACGAUGUUUUAAAAGAAAUUGUGCUUCAUUUAUUUUAAAUUAUGCAAUCAGAUAUUCUGUGAUAAAAGUUAAAUGUAUCUCUUAACCACAGCUUGGUCUGCUUUUAUUUGUUCUAUGCGUUGUAACGCAUCACGGGAAGGAGGUGUUUCCUAAUUCAUACUUUUAAAAUACGCUUUAUUUUUUUGAUACCUCAAAGUUGUGUAUACUGUACAGAUACAGAGAUGUCCAACAGUUAUUGCAGCCCACGAGCCGACUUUUAACAAACACAGAACAACAGAGACAGCUUUGCCUUAUUAAAAAGAACCGCUGACGGGCCAUGUCACAACAGCUUGUAUCGGGGCAGACCUCGGAGGAUCUUUUGGCUGAUUUUGAAUCAAUUUUAGAAGCCGGGGGUAUCGAGUUAGACCAGCAACAGAUCGUGAUCAUUUCGACACCCGGAAAUGUGGAUUUGCACCCCGCAACCUCCGGUACGGGCGGUGAAAUGUUGCUGUUCGCCACUCCACAGGGCCCAAGACCUGGGGAUGGAGGAAGGAGACCCACCUUGGGGAGGCCGCCGGUAAAAAGGAAGCUGGACCUGGAGACUGACCACCAAUACGUGGCAGAAACCAAGCAUAUUCCGCGAGGCAGGGGCCGGGUAGGAGAGCCAGGAUUGAAGUCCCCCGGUGAGAAGUCCCGCUAUGACACCUCCCUGAACCUGACCACCAAGCGCUUCCUGGAGCUGCUGGCCCAGUCCCCCGACGGCGUGGUCGACCUUAACCUGGCUUCUCAGGUGCUGGAGGUGCAGAAGAGGCGAAUCUACGACAUCACCAAUGUGCUGGAGGGGAUCCAGCUCAUCACCAAGAAAUCCAAGAACAACAUUCAGUGGCUGGGCAGCCGUCUGGAUGGGGUGUCUGGUGCCCGGUGCCAGGCGCUGGUGAAGGAGGUGAGUGAUCUGGGAGAGACAGAGCAGAGACUGGACGAGCUCAUCACAAAGUGUAACCUGCAGCUGAAACUGCUGACGGAGGACCCUCAGAACAAAAAGUUGGCGUACGUGAUGUGCCAGGACCUGAGGAACACAGUCGACCCCCCGGACCAGCUGCUGAUGGUGGUGAAGGCCCCUCCUGGAACACAGAUGCAGGUCUCGGACCCCAGUGAGGGGAUGCAGAUUUCUUUGAAAAGCCCCCAAGGCCCCAUUGAUGUGUUCCUGUGCCCAGAGGAUGGGGUAGGAGUCUGCAGUCCUGUGACUGGCAACAGCCCUUCCAAAGCAGCCAAUCAGGAUCCACUACUGCAUGCCGUAACCCCAGUAACCACCACAGAAUCCCCGCCCUGCAGAUCCUCCCAGGAAGUGUCAUUGGCUCCCCUGUUAAUUGCAAGCGGACAAGAGCCUCUGCUGACAGACGCUUUAUCUCCAUUGAGGGGGCUACCUGACUUUGGUAACCUCUCGCCUCUGAUGUCUUCCAGUUACCAGCUGGAUAGGAACUCUGAGGAUUUCUCCCUUCCAUUGGAUUCCUUUAUCAACCUUUCCCCGCCCCAAAAUCAUGACUACCAUUUUGGAUUGGGGGAGGGGGAGGGUGUGAGUGAACUGUUUGACUGUGACUUUGGAGACUUGACCCCGUUGGAUUUUUGAAAGAUGUACAGAAUGGGGAGGGGGAGGGGUAAUGUAAUGAUGCUUCUCUUGCUGUCGUUUGUUUCUUGCUUAUCACUUCAUAGUCAUGGCGGUCCCCAGCUCUCUUCUACUUGGUACACCAUUUGUCUGAUUGGAUGCUGAAUAAAUAGACUAGUCCCUUGUUGAGUAGCUUGAAACUGGGCCAAUCACAGACUCCGACGUUGUAAUGAUCCAUGCCUUUUUCACAAAGUGGUGGUGCCUUCCACAAGAGUGAUCUAUCCUGGCACUCAAACUCUUGCUGAAUAUUUCUGAGGCUGGUUUCCAACACUGCCAAAAUAGUCCGGUGGUUUUGUCUGCAAGUUCUUUGCAAAACCAAUUUCCAUUCUUCUAAUAAACUGCCAUUUUGUUUGAUUAGCAAGCAAUCAGUUCAGAUGCACCUGAACCGAUUUCAGUCACUUCACAAUUAAACGUGAAGUCAAACUUUAAUGUUAAAGAUUAUGUUGAUUCAAAUAUCAUUUUUAUGUAUCUUUUUUCACAUUUGAUGGUGUUUGAAGUUUCUAAUUGAUACUGGUUUCACUUGCUCUAAUGUUGAGUAAUUAUCAUUUUCCACACUUGAGCUUGUCUGGAGAGUUCUAAGUAGUGUGACUCAGCAGCUUUCCUCAUUCCAUUUAAAUCACGUGACCAUGCAACCUUUCCACUGUACCAACCACACCCACUGCCUAUAUCUACAUGUAGAGCAGGUGGGGCUGGCAGAGUCAAUGUUACAUGAUUUGAAUACAAUGAGGAAGGCUGGCAUUUAGGAUUCUCCAGACCAGGUAAAAGCAGAUUUAGAGAAAACAUAGAACUUAAUAAUGGAGCAACAGAACCUAGAAACAGUCAGAAUUAUUUCAGACCCUGCUAACAAUAACAUCUCAAGCUGCAUGCUCUUCACUGUGACCAAGGCAAUGUUAGGAUGUCAUUAAAGGAGCUGUGUUUUGGCAGUACUAUGUUUGGAAGGCAAAUAACUCCCCUUUUAACUACAGUCCAAGCUCAUUCCAAAAAGACACAAUGUACUGUCUUGUAGUAAUUGUAACUGAAAUCCUGUUGCACCUUGUCUUUUUAGAGAGUGCUGAAGAUCAUGAAGUCUAUCUUAAUUAUAUAAAACAGAGCCACCUUCUAAAACUUUGAAUCCUGCUCUAUCUCAGCCUCCAGCAUGUUUCUAAGAGCUCAGACCCCUGUGCGGGGGGGAAACUGCAGCAGGAUUAAUAGUUACAGGACUAUAGCAUUCAGAUCACUAAAUGGAUUGCGAAUGCAAAGCUAUAAACUGAAACUGGAAAGCAUAGUAAGUGGUCACUUAAAGGGACCUUGUUUCUAAGAAGAAAGAACAAAAGACCUAGGAAUAGCUUUUAUAUAUUUAUUUUGUAAUAGUUUAGUUUCUCUGCCAAGAUUCAACUUUUUUAGUUUUUAAUUGGUAGGACUUCAUUUAAAUCUUAUGCACAGAGGUUUUUAUAAGGCACUUUUUUUGUACUGUGUGAUAUCAGUUUGUUUUUGAAUUUGUUGGUUUAUAUUGUUUUAAUUAUUUAAUCUUGGGCAUAUUGAUCUGGUGAUAGAGUUGCUUAUUGAACGAAUAACUUAAGGCUGUUGUGUCCUUAAAUACAGCAAUGUUUAUAUUUUCCUAUGGAGUUUUUCUUUUGUUGUUUGACAGAGCCAUGGGAUAAAGCUCCCAUCUAACGAAGGCAAAGAUUAUCAGUUUAUUACUUUUGUAAAAUUAAGUGGUAAGAUUCAUGUUAUGCAUUUGUGGAAGUCAGAUUUUUACAAUCCAAAAAAAAAAAAAAAAAAAUUGAAAGUUUUAAAUAAAAAUACAGUUGUGUAUGAAUGGAUUUAAAGACCACAUGUUUAAAGGAGAAAGUAAUUAAACUUCAGUGCCUGGAUGUAAAAGAGGAAGCUAGCUAGCUUGGUCGUUGGAUCGGAGGACAACCAGUGAAUCUGAUCUCCUGAGCUGUUUGGGGAAUUGUAAGGAGAUAUUCCAAAUUGGGGAGAAAAUCAGGGGUAAAAUUAUUGGGCACACUAGAUAAAUAAAAAUAAAAAAAGUGCUGGUAGUAAUUUUAUGUUCUUAUUUUCAGCUGUGUGGCUAUAUCAACUAAAUUGUGUAAUCUUUUCACUAAAUAGACAGAAACUUUCACCCAUCUAGCCUGUGUUACAUAUGUCUAUUGCGAGCAACUAGAACUGGAGCAUCUCCCAAACUCCAGUCAAAGCACCUUCACACAGUCUUCUAAAAAGAUUUGAGUAAUAUUAAUAUGAAACAGUCUGAAUCAUUGCUCACACAAAACUCAACGAGGGCUACCUCCGUUCCAGUCAGCCCAAUCGCCCUGUGGACUGGCAUGGAACUGGAUCCUCUUGGAAACACCGUGUAUUUUCUAAGUAAACUUGAUCAGUGAUGUCAUGGGAAAAUCAUGCUGAACUGUGCUUUUGGUCUCGUAGAGAUUUCUAAUGCAGACACUUCCUGCUCCGUUGUGGUUUGCAGUCCUGAUCUAAAAGGCUCUUAUGAAAGCGAGUUAAGAAUUUAUUCUAAUUUAAGGUUCAGAAGGAACACAACCAGCAAGUUGGACCAGCCCACUGUUGACCAACAGUGUGCUCUUGAAAAGCUGUAAGUUGGACAAGAUUUCAAGUUAAUAAUUUUGUAGUGUGCCGUUAAUUUGGA